Lobosporangium transversale is the source of this 323-nucleotide messenger RNA. RefSeq lists its product as hypothetical. The record is from RefSeq and is a predicted model, not a curated record. The coding region runs from base 50 to 289 and encodes 79 amino acids. The transcript has a single exon. Lineage: Eukaryota; Fungi; Mortierellomycota; Mortierellomycetes; Mortierellales; Mortierellaceae.
CCACUUUUGAAAGAACUAUUGUCGAAUAUAAGCAGCACUACAAUGGUGGAUGAAGGGAAGAAAGGGUUUGAUAGUGUUGGCAAAGCUACUACCAGAUUAUGAUUGGUUCCUUGUAGAAUCAAUCAAAGACUGGAACGAGAACGAGCUAUCUACCGAGGUCUUGAAUGAGAGCAGAAGUCGACUUUUUGAAGAACUUCACUUAAUAGCGAUUCGUCGGAGCAAAGAGACUAAUUCAGAUAGCUUUAUGGAUAUUGCACGAUUCUUCUCCAUAUACUCUGGAGGCGAUUAAGUACAUGAUCGUCUCUUGGUAAGCUACUACUGAU